AUGGUUGGGAACAAUGACACAGCACUGACUGAGUUUAUUCUGUUGGGGUUCUCAGGUUUUCACUCCCUCCAGGCUCCUCUGUUUUGGGGGGUGCUCUGCAUCUACUUGGUCACCUUGCUGGGAAACUCCCUGAUCAUCGUCCUCUCGCUGGCUGACCCUGCCCUCCACUCCCCCAUGUACUUCUUCCUUCGGCACUUCUCCCUGGUGGAGAUCCUCUACACCACCACCAUCGUGCCCAGGAUGCUGGUCGAUCUCCUGUCUUCUCACCCCACCAUUCCACUUGCCAGCUGCUUCACCCAGAUGUAUUUCUUUUCCUUCUUUGGGGUCACUGAGUGCUGUUUGCUCACUGCCAUGGCGUAUGACCGCUAUGCUGCCAUCUGUCGGCCACUGCAUUACACCACACUGAUGAACCAGGGAGCAUGUGCCUGCAUGGUGGGGGCCUGUUACCUCAUGGGCAUCAUCACUGGCACCACUCACUCCAUCUGCAUCUUCACCUUGCCCUUUCACGGUGCCAACAUCAUCCACCACUACAUGUGUGACAUCAUGCCUGUGCUGAGACUGGCUACUGUAAGCACCUUCAGGGGUGAAGUUGGGAACCUUUUUGUUACAGUAUCCUUCGUCUUGACUCCUUUUUUGUUGAUCAUGCUGUCCUAUGUCUGUAUACUUGCCACCAUCCUUGGAGUGGCAACAGUCCAGGAACGUUUAAAGCUCUUCUCCACCUGCUCCUCCCAUCUUUUUGUUGUCAUUCUCUUUUUUGGAACUGCAACUGUGGCUUAUUUGAGGCCUGAUGCAGGCUCAUCUCCAGACACUGACCAGAUCAUCGGCAUCUUCUACACGGUUGUCACCCCUAUGUUCAACCCUUUUGUCUAUACCCUGAGGAACAAGGAGGUCACAGGAGCCAUGAGGAGGCUCAUGAAUAGGUACCUUAGGAGCCCUUAA
Molecule: messenger RNA, 939 nt
Organism: Cavia porcellus (domestic guinea pig)
Lineage: Eukaryota; Metazoa; Chordata; Mammalia; Rodentia; Caviidae
Product: olfactory receptor 10P22-like
Exons: 1
Coding region: 1-939 (312 amino acids)
Biological process (GO): G protein-coupled receptor signaling pathway
Cellular component (GO): membrane
Molecular function (GO): G protein-coupled receptor activity; olfactory receptor activity
Source: RefSeq, a predicted model, not a curated record